This is a messenger RNA of Perognathus longimembris pacificus (Pacific pocket mouse), 603 nucleotides long. It is a transcript of the gene Zg16b, whose product is annotated as zymogen granule protein 16B. The record is from RefSeq and is a predicted model, not a curated record. NCBI's taxonomy places the organism in Eukaryota, Metazoa, Chordata, Mammalia, Rodentia, Heteromyidae.
AUGCUGUUCUUGCUGACCCUGGCCCUCCUCGCCAGCCCUGCCUGCAGAGCCCAGGAGAUGCAGGGCCCAGGAGGCGGCGCCUACUUCUACGUCAAGGGUGAAGAACAGGGUGAGAUCCGGGCAAUCCGUGUCUUCGUGGGCAUCCUGGGCUUCAUCAAGGGCAUCCAGCUGCGGUUCGGCUCGUGCUGGAGCGCGCGCUACGGAGCGCCGGGCGGGCGCGCGCAGGAGCUGGCGCUGCGGCCGGGCGAGCGCGUGACCGCGGUGGACGGGCGCGCGCUCGCCUGCGUCUGGCGGCUGCGCUUGGUCACCAGCGAGGGGCGCGAGGCCGCCUUCGGGCUCCUCGGCCGCCCGUUCAGCGCCCAGGCCCCGGCGCGGGCCCCGCGGCUCCUGACCGUCAACGGCCAGCACCGUCUCCUCUGCCUGUCCGGGAUCGGCUUCAAGUGGGGGUCGGCUCCAGAGGGGCCCGCGACGUCCAGCCGGGGACCCGCGACCUCGGCGCCCGCGCCCCCCACGCCGUCCCCCACGCCGCCCCCCACGCCGCCCCCCGGCCGCGCCACCCGGCAGCCGGGGGCGCUCACCUGGCCGGGCUGGGCGGCCAGGUGA